AUGUUUAACUUUCUAACCGACUCUCUCGCCCCGAGAGCUAACGUACACUCUGGACGACCGCCUGGCAGGAUUGCGUUUCGUGGGUCGAUCGCGCCGCGGCUGCUCGUCGCUCUGCAUUUCGUUCUCGCGUUCGCCCCGCUGACUAACACCCAGCGCGUCGCGGAGCGGCAGCUACGACAACGGAAUCGCCUGCCGCGCUACCUAGACUUUAAUUUCUCAGACGCCAACGGUUUAUGCGGGUCGUGGGCGAGUGACUACGCCGCGUUGCACCGCCUAAUACUGGAACGCGCUUCAAACGCGUACGUGGCAUGGCAAAAGGCGGAUGGGAUACAGCAGCCGGUGAGGAGAGCGGGGCAACGAGAAGGGGAGAUGCAGAAGUCAGAUGACACGGACGACGGGAAGGCGGAGGCGGAGGCGGAGGCGGAAGAGGAGGCGGAGGAAGGAGGAGAGGAGGAGGGGGAGGAGGACCGUCCCAGCCGCUUCUAUGCGCGCGACCCGUCCAUUCGUUUCCUCACAUUCGAGUGGCUGGACGGCUGUGGAGGCUUCGCGGACGUGCUCGCGGGGCUGGUAACCGCCUUCGUCGUGGCUCUCCUCGACAAUCGCGCGCUCAUCAUCCGAAACCGCUGCCUGCCCGCAGCCUUCGAGCCCAACAUGAUCAACUGGCAGCCCGCCCCGUUCGUGCCGUUGGAACCUGCGCGGAACCUCUCGUUUGUGGACCGAGGGUGGAGGACGAUCCCGCAGCGCGCGCGCGACGGGGAGGUGGUGCUGGUGUGGCUGCGGAACAAGUUUGUGAAGAUUGAGCCGUUUUUUAGGCCGCUUGAAGGGGCCGUGAACGUUCGCAUGACGAGCAACCGCGGCGUGCUGACGUGGCUGCAGACGAGGGCGAGGGGGAAGUGGGCAGCGAGGUUCACGGCGAUGGGCAUGCGCCUGCCGUACGCUCUUGGGUGCUCGCUGCGUUUCCUCAUGCGGCCCAAGCCGGAGGUGCAGGCGCUGUACCGCAGCAUCGAGCGGCGCCUGCGCAGGAGGUCGUGGGCGGGAGGAGCAGGGAUGAGGAGGCGCCGCGUGGCAACGGUGGGGAUUCACGUCCGUGUGCGCGACGAGGUGGUGUGGGCGGGCGACAGGGGGGCGCCCAAGGAGCUCAACGACACGCAGGUGGACGUGCUGCUUGCCCGCGCCAGGCGGUGGCUUCAGUGCGCUCGGCGGGUGGAGGCGUACUGGUUCCCGUCGUCUGUGGCGGUGCGCUGGAUGCUUGUCACCAACUCAGUGCAGCUCAAGGCCGCCAUUACAUCCCGCUGCUCUUUUCUCUUUCUUGAGCUGGAUUUCUCUGUGUCUCCUUCCCUUUUCGUUUUUCUGCUGCUGCCAGGUCAUCACAACCGACUUCAUACCUCGUCAUUCCAAUAG
Molecule: messenger RNA, 1401 nt
Organism: Closterium sp. NIES-65
Lineage: Eukaryota; Viridiplantae; Streptophyta; Zygnematophyceae; Desmidiales; Closteriaceae
Source: the annotation of a GenBank genome assembly